Neocloeon triangulifer is the source of this 1364-nucleotide messenger RNA. RefSeq names its product ras-related protein Rab-1A (gene RabX6). The transcript is spliced from 3 exons. Bases 319 to 936 code for a protein of 205 amino acids. The record is from RefSeq and is a predicted model, not a curated record. Gene Ontology annotation, molecular function: GTPase activity; GTP binding. NCBI's taxonomy places the organism in Eukaryota, Metazoa, Arthropoda, Insecta, Ephemeroptera, Baetidae.
GAUAAAAUGUUUUUCACAAUGCUCUGCUUGCCAAUAAAAUAAACUAAAACUUAACGUAAAUGUUCAGUACGCUCAUGCAUAAUGCAUAAUGAAUUACAUACGCAAGCUCUCGUUCCCUUUCGCGCGCUUUCGGGCUAAAAUCCGAUGGCCAAUGGCGACGCCCCUCCCAUUUGUUUGCAAGUCAUAUGUCUGGCGAAAACGCAACACCCUGCCUGGCCUGCCUGCGAUUUUCGUUCUUCGAGGCCGAGACAAACUGCGUCGAGAAUCCUGCGUUCGGACAGCAUGCGUCUUAAGUCGUGAGCGGUGUCCGGAAGCAGGAUGGCGUCGACCAAGGUACCCGAGCAGAAGGUGAUCCUCUGCGGCGAGUACGGCGUGGGCAAAAGCUCGCUGUUCCGGCGAUACGCGGCCAACACUUUUGUCAACUCGAGCGACCGCCAGUCGACCCUCGGCCUCGACCACUACGAGCGCCAGUACAAAGUUAACGACAAGUUCAUCAAGCUCCAAUUGUGGGACACUGGUGGCAUGGAACGUGUCGCCUCCAUCACGUCCAGCUACUACAAGUUCGCCGAAGCAGCCAUCCUCGUCUUCAGCUUGGACAACCCUGCCUCAUUCCACGUGCUAUCUCAACAUCUGCUGGACAUUGUCACCUAUGCGGAAAAUGCCAAGAUCUUUCUCUGUGGCAACAAAUCAGAUCUAGGAACCCAGGUCACCGAGCAAGACAUGGAGACCUUUUGUGAGCAGUGCCACAAUUUAGUGUCCGCCACGUACCGGACCUCUUGCAAAACGGGCCAAGGGGUCGAAGAAAUGUUUUCGGACAUCGCGCAGCACCUUGUCCAAGCCAAUCGAUCACGGCUCGAGCUGCAAGCAAUGGACACAGACAGCUUCAAGAUCACACCUCCAGGGCCGGAGCCUGCCGACCCCUCUUGUUUGUGUUAGUGAUAAUCCAAUAUUUCCUCGUCUCAAGAGCAUUUAUCGAGUGACGUAGUGAGCGUCACAAAAAUAUCAAGCAGAAGUUAUAUUGAGAGAGUAAAAGUUGCUUAGUCGUGUACCAUUUUUUUUUUACUUCUCAUGAUUCGUCUCAUGGACUCAGCUACUCAUUUGUACUACCAAGUUUUCAAAUUUUCAACAAAGUCAUUGUGUGGUUGGGCUCUCAGCUCAAACGUCUGAAAGUGAAUGUGGUGUGGAACUUUGUGCGAGACACUGACAUUGAAGUUGAUCGGAUAAAAAAUAUUAAAAUAUUGAUUGGUAAUUUGUUAUUGCUAAUUUGUUGCUGAUGUGCUUUUUUAUGAAAACCUACAUGAGAUUCAUUGCUUUUAAAAGAAUUAAAAACAUAUUAAACAAAAUAAAUCAUUCAUCUAUCGCCU